AUGUCCGUAUUACUACUAUUACCGCGUUGUGCGCCAGGGAUCUUUUACCUGCAGCAUAAUGGACUCUGCUGGGACAUUUGUGGGAAAGGAGUAUUGGGAAGUGAAAUCACAGUGCGUAGGGAUGAGGAGGGUAUUGGAGAUAUAAAACACGUCGCACCAGGAAAGCCAAAUAUUAGAAGAAAAUUACCAGAUGAAUAUUCUCCGAUGCAAGGGCAGACGGUCGUACUCGAAGUAGAGUAUGAUGGAAGUCCGGAAUUUGAAAUAGAUUGGUUUUGGAAUGGUGACAGUAGGUAUUUUAACGACCUUAUCCGACGGAUUGUAUUGGAAAGCCCUCUUCGAAAGGCACGACUAACGAUCAACAAUUACCAACCAACGGAUAAUGGAAUAUUUUGGGUUCUGAUAAAAAAUCCUCAUGGAAGCGACUAUAGCGAGUGUCACAUUCCAUUACGAAGCAGUUAAUCUUCAGCAGUAGACGGUAAACCUAUCUAUAAUAUCAGGACCAUCUAUCAUCACGGGAAAAAGGAACAUUAUAACCCAUAGUAGUGGGUGAUGGACCAACUGAAGAUUAAGAUGUUUAAAACUCUCAUUUAUAGUUCCGGAGCUAUUUUAAAAAUUUAGAAAAUAUAACACAAAAUAGACAAAUGUUUGAUAUCAUACUAAUGGUGAUGGACAUUUUAAUUUUAAUUUACUGUAGCUUAUUUUAAGUAUUUUAUCAGUUAAAGGUUACUUAUUUAUUUACAAUUUUAGAAACAGAUGUUUGUACUUUUAUGCUCAGAAUGACUCAAAUACUAUUGAGUA
Molecule: messenger RNA, 798 nt
Organism: Saccoglossus kowalevskii
Lineage: Eukaryota; Metazoa; Hemichordata; Enteropneusta; Harrimaniidae
Product: myomesin-3-like
Source: RefSeq, a predicted model, not a curated record